UUAAGGGGAAAUUUGAGGCUUAGCAGCCGUUUUUAGCCAACCCGUUUCUGAAAAAUAAAAAGUUUAAUAACUAAUUAUUUGCGUUUAAACCCAAAUAAUUGUGAUAAUUAUCGGUCUGGUGUUAAGCUAUUUAAUUUAAGUCCACUCAACAUGGUUUCGACCGAGGAUACCAUUCUGCAUUUUAAGUUUGUGUAUUUCCAACUCUCCGGGUUUGGUUAGGUGUUUGAUAUCACAAUAAGUCAAAGCUUCUCUUAUGAACUGUUAUCAUUUUGUUUGUAUUUCCAUUUAGUCGUUAAAUUCCUUAUUUUGUCGACUAAAAAUAGCACAAAUGCACCUUGACUCGACCUGAUGUCCCCCCCCUUCGCACCUGAAUGGUCGCUCCCAUCAUGGACGCCAUUUACUGACGGUGAAUAUCAUUGUGCCUAAAUAUUCAAUCAACAGCCUACCAAUUAGUCGGCGUAAAUAUUAAUAGGAUAAUUUAUGUGAUUUUUUUGCGAUAUGUGCAGCCACAUGGACGUUUAAUGAGAUUUAUGAGCGACUGGAUCGGUUAUCGUCAUUGCAUGGGGGAGAUCUGCUAAGCGCGGCUACCUGGCAGUCUAUGAGGUGUUGGCGGCAUCAUGAGUGAGUUGAAGGAUUGCCCCCCACUCAAAUACUACGACUUCAAACCCGUGGAGCACGUCAAGGUGUGUCCCCGCUACACGGCUGUGCUUGGCCGCUCGGAGGACGAUGGCAUCGGCAUCGAGGAGCUGGACACCCUGCAGCUGGAGCUGGAGACGCUGCUGUCCUCAGCCAGCCGCCGCCUCCGAGCCCUGGAGGAGCAGAGACAGAUCCUCACAGACUGGCAGGACAAGAAGGGAGAUAAACGCUUCCUGAAGUUGGGAAAAGACCCGGACCCCUCUGCAUCAUCUCGCCACAAACCCAAGAAGCAGAAGGUAGAUGGCAAAGGCAGUCAUGGACCGGGGCCUGGUCCUGGCAGACCCAAGUCCAAAAACCUGCAGCCCAAAGUCCAAGAGUAUGAGUUUACAGAAGACCCACAAGACAUUCCCCGCACGCCGAAAAACGACGCGCCCAACAGAUUUUGGGCGUCCGUCGAGCCAUAUUGUGCCGAUAUCACAAAUGAAGAGAUCAGAUUGCUAGAGGAGCUUCUGAAACCCCCGGAAGAUGAAGCUGAAUAUUACAAAAUCCCUGCUUUGGGCAAACACUAUUCUCAGCGCUGGGCUCAGGAGGAUCUGCUGGAGGAGCAGAGGGAGGGAGCACGAGCCAACGACAAGAAGAAGAACCUGAUGGGAGGGCCUCUCUCUGAGCUGGACGCAAAAGAUGUCGACUCCUUGCUGAAAAAAUCCGAGUCCCAACACGACUCUCCAGAGGACGGCUGUCCCUUCGGGCCGCUCACCCAGCGUCUGCUCCAGGCCCUCGUCGAGGAGAACAUUAUAUCCCCCAUGGAGGAUUCUCCUAUUCCGGACAUUUCAGGGAAAGAUGCUAACGACGGCGCUGGGACCUCUCCUCGAAGCCAGGGCAAAGCCUUUAGUGUUCCUCACACACGCCCCCUGGAGGCACGGAUCAAGGAGGAGCUGGUUUCGCAGGGACUGCUGGACUCUGAGGAGCGACCUGGACCAGGAGGAGACUCUGAGGACGAGGUCCUGGCUGAGCUGCACAAGAGACAAGCAGAGCUCAAAGCCCUGAGCGCUCACAACAGAGCCCGCAAGCAGGAGCUGCUGCGGUUGGCGAGGGAGGAGAUGAGUAAGCAGGAUCUGAGGCAGAGAGUCCGGAUGUCUGACAACGAGGUCAUGGAGGGAUUUCGGCGCAUCAUGGCAGCCAGGCAGAAGAAACGUACGCCGACCAAGAAGGAGAAAGACCAGGCCUGGAAGGCACUGAAGGAGAGGGACAGCAUCCUCAAAUUACUGGAUGGAUAAACAGUUUGGGCGUUGGGCUGCAGGUGGAAAAGCUGCAGGAGGACGAGCGUUUCUUCUUUUGAGUAACAGUGAGUGAACAGCUGUAUGGAUGCAAUCAUAGGCUUGUUCCAGUGGCCAUGAACAUUUUUUUUUUUUUUUUUAACACAGUGCCCAUGUGACAGCUGUGUGCAGUUAGUGGACAGAGCAGGGUGUGUUGAUAAUGUAUGAUAUUGUUGACUAGAGUUCUGCUUGAUUUGAGUAGCGAUAUUUUUGUAGCAUGUGUAGUGUGCAACGUUCAGAAGACUUUUUCAUCAUUUCAUGCGGUCAGAUUGGGUAUGCAUCACUUUUUCUCCUUUUUUUUUAUUUUCUGUUGAGUUUCGUACUUUGUUUACCAUGUAGCACAAUAGAAAACAGUAACUAUGAAUGUUUGAAUAAAUCACUACCGCUAAAAA
Molecule: messenger RNA, 2344 nt
Organism: Myripristis murdjan (pinecone soldierfish)
Lineage: Eukaryota; Metazoa; Chordata; Actinopteri; Holocentriformes; Holocentridae
Gene: tada3l
Product: transcriptional adaptor 3 (NGG1 homolog, yeast)-like
Exons: 9
Coding region: 618-1913 (431 amino acids)
Biological process (GO): regulation of transcription by RNA polymerase II
Cellular component (GO): SAGA complex
Molecular function (GO): transcription coactivator activity
Source: RefSeq, a predicted model, not a curated record